AUGAGCACUCAAGCAUACUAUGAGCUCUACCGGGGUAGCAGUAUUGGCUUGUCCCUAACCGAUACGCUUGAUGACUUGAUCAACGAGGGCCGUAUCGAACCGCAGCUAGCGAUGAAAAUAUUGUCAAAUUUCGAUCGGGUCAUAACAGAAGUCCUUGCCGAGAAAGUGAAAGCCAGACUCUCUUUCAAGGGUCAUCUGGAUACCUAUCGAUUCUGCGACGAAGUCUGGACAUUUCUCAUCAAAGAUGCUACCUUCAAACUCGAUAACCAGACCACGGUCCAUGCGGACAAAGUGAAAAUCGUCAGUUGCAAUAGCAAGCGUCCAGGGGAGGUGUAA
Paracoccidioides brasiliensis Pb18 is the source of this 336-nucleotide messenger RNA. Its product is annotated as transcription initiation factor IIA subunit gamma. The record is from RefSeq and is a predicted model, not a curated record. The transcript is spliced from 3 exons. Gene Ontology annotation, cellular component: transcription factor TFIIA complex. Gene Ontology annotation, molecular function: TBP-class protein binding; RNA polymerase II general transcription initiation factor activity. Gene Ontology annotation, biological process: RNA polymerase II preinitiation complex assembly; transcription initiation at RNA polymerase II promoter. The coding region runs from base 1 to 336 and encodes 111 amino acids.